AUGGUUGCUCAGAUUCAAAAGCCAGCUCCAACCUUCAAGAAGACUGCCGUCAUCGACGGUAUGUUUGAGGAAGUCUCGCUCGAACAGUUCAAGGGUAAGUGGGUGUUGCUCGCAUUCAUCCCAUUGGCUUUCACCUUCGUCUGCCCAACUGAGAUCAUUGCCUACUCCGAGGCAGCCAAGAGAUUUGCCGAUAAGGAUUGCCAAGUUCUGUUUGCUUCCACCGAUUCCGAGUACUCUCUGUUGGCUUGGACCAACGUGGCACGUGCCGACGGUGGAUUGGGCAAGGUCAACAUCCCAUUGCUCGCCGAUACCAACCACACUCUCUCCAGAGACUACGGCGUUUUGAUUGAGGAGGAGGGUGUUGCUCUCAGAGGCAUCUUCUUGAUCGACCCUAAGGGUGUUUUGAGACAGAUCACCAUCAACGAUUUGCCUGUUGGUAGAAACGUUGAGGAGUCCCUGAGACUUUUGGAGGCCUUCCAAUUCACUGAGAUUCACGGGGAGGUCUGCCCAGCUAACUGGACUGCUGGUGCCGACACUAUCAAGCCAGAGGUCAGCAAGGCCAAGGACUACUUUUCCAAGCACGGUUAG
This is a messenger RNA of Ogataea haglerorum, 588 nucleotides long. RefSeq lists its product as uncharacterized. Lineage: Eukaryota; Fungi; Ascomycota; Pichiomycetes; Pichiales; Pichiaceae. Gene Ontology annotation, cellular component: cytosol. Bases 1 to 588 code for a protein of 195 amino acids. Gene Ontology annotation, molecular function: thioredoxin peroxidase activity. The record is from RefSeq and is a predicted model, not a curated record. The transcript has a single exon. Gene Ontology annotation, biological process: cell redox homeostasis; response to oxidative stress; hydrogen peroxide catabolic process.